CUACCACCGGGAAAUAAUUCAAUUCAAACUUAUUAAAAUAAGUACAAUAACUUUCACCUGCGAUUUUCUCGAUUUUCGAUUAGUGUGAGGAUGAUGUGUGUAAUAGUGCUAGCGAUAUAUAGUUUUUUGCAGUUGCCGACCAAUUCUGGUUCAAAUUUAGAGAAUGCUGAAGAUGAUCAAAGAAGAAACAGUUCAUUGAGAGAAGAGACUAGUCCUCAAACCUGCAACAAAAACAUACAUGAGGAGCCACCUCUGAUAACAAGUCGUUUUGAAGAAUCCUACUACAUGAAAGAAGAGGAUGAUUUAACAAAAACCUUUCAAUGUAGAUCAUCUGGUAAUCCAACACCAACAUUUGAAUGGAUCCAUGACGGUAGAGUAUUAUCUAAUUAUUAUAGCCUACAUAUUUCAUUGAAUCAAAACACAGGAAAACUGACAAUAACCAAACCGUCACUACGUGACUUCGGUACCUAUCAGUGUUUUGCCACAAACAAAUAUGGAACAGCAGCCUCUGCAGCGUUUCAGAUAGAAAGAGCAGUUAUUACAAGUUUUAGCAACUCAAUUGAAAGGACAUUACCAGAUGCUUAUCAGUAUAGGAGUGUGUCUAUACCAUGUGUGGGUAAACGGAGAUGUCAACCUAAUGACGAGUGUAGAGUUGAAUGGAAGUUAGGGGAUGGAACCAGUAAUACUAUUCGUGAAACUAAACGAAUAGCUAUUGAUAAAAAUGGUACUCUACAUUUUUUGUACGUUGACCUUGAAGAUACAUCUACAGCAGCUACCCCUUACGCAUGUGGAAUAAACAAUGAGUUAAUGAGAGCAUUUUACAAAGGCGGCAAUGUAAUUAUGACAAUCUUGAGAGAUAUCAACCCUAAUUAUAUUAAACCAAAACUUCUUUUCUCAUAUGAUGUAAAGGGCUUACUUGGAAGAGAUGCUGAACUACAGUGCAUUUUUUCCGGAUAUCCCCUUCCAGAUAUUGAAUGGUAUUCGCCUGGCAUCAAUCAACUAAUACAACCAAGUAGCAAAUAUCAAUUCACUGAUCCUAGUGUCAGGAGAAACCUGAAAAUAACACAUUUAGAAUUAACCGAUGAAGGAACUUAUAGGUGUAAGGGCGUCAACAUUGGUGGUUAUGUUGAAGCUCGCAUAUAUGUCAAUGUAACAUCCAAACCGAUUUUUCAAGAAGGUGAGGCACUUAAAUCCCAAGUUAUCCCGGAUGGUCAAAAUGCUGUGUUUAGGUGCAAAAUGGAAUCCCUUCCUGCUGAAAACACUCCUUCAGAACCUAUUUGGAGGAUAAAUAGAAAAGAAUUGUCUGAUGAACAAUAUGAUAGCAAUUUUUCACAUAAAUAUCAGCUCAGUGCAGAUAAAGAAAUCCUUACAAUUAAAAAUGUAAAGUAUCCAGAAGACUCGAGUAGUAUAAGUUGUGAGACGGGAAAUAUAAUAUCUGACAGAAAUGGUGAAGACAGUUAUGCUAAAAGUUAUGCCUACGCUUUCCUAAGAGUGAUGGCAUGUCCAUCUGGCUUUAUAUUUACUAACGGGUCUAACUGUGAGCCAUGCACUAAAAACUGGUAUGGGAAUGAUUGCCUUUGUUUUUGUGAAUGUAAUGAUCGUCAAAGGUGAUAUUUUUAAUCUUGGUUUCAAAUUGUUAUCGUAGCAUAAUUUUAAAAUGAAAUUAAGAAUGGAAAUGGGGAAUGUGUCAAAGAGAUAACAACCCGACCAUAGAAAAAAACAAGGUCAUCAAAAGGUCUUUUAUGUAGCGAGAAAUUCCCUCACCCGGAGGUGUCCUUCAGAUGGCCCCUAAACAAAUAUCUACUAGUUCAGUGAUAAUGAACGCCAUACUAAUUUCCAAAUUGUACACAAGAAACCAAAAUAAAAUAUUACAAGACUAACAAAGGUCAGAGGCUCCUGACUUGGGACAGGCGCAAAAAUGCGGCGGGAUUAAACAUGUUUGUGAGAUCUCAACCCUCCCCCUAUACCUCUAUCCAAUGUAGAAAAGUAAAAGUUUUGUGGUUGGUAUCUUGUACUUAUUAACAGUUACCGAAUGUCUCUGGUAUUUUAUAAUCAAUUAUCAUGGAAGACACCCACUUUACUUUAAGGGAACCUGUAUUGCAUCGGAAUAUUUUCUUUGUAGUAUAUCAUGCUGGUAGUUUUCGGUUAAAACACUUUCAAAAUAUAAAAGCCUAAAAGACUAACAAGAAACAUUGGUUUAUGUUGUAACUUCGCCAUGCAUUAUCUCAUUCUUUAAUUAUGCGCAUUCAAUUUUGGUUAACAAAUUAUUAAUAAAAAGUGUAUAAUAGUUUAUUGUUUUUUGUAGAUGUGAUUAUGUUCUUGGUUGCGUUGAAACGUCUUCAAGAGUUACAACUACCCAAUCAACGAUUCCGAGAUUUGUUGAUCGGAAAUUAGUCGUAUACAUUCUGGUAAUUGUCUGUGGUAUGAUAUUUGUGCUAGGUCUUUGCGGUUGCAAGAACAUAUGGAAAACGAGGGAUAGCAGACAAAUUCAAUCUAUCAAGGAAGAUAAUAGAAAUAUGCGAGUCACUUUAUAUAACGGUAUAUAUGAUGAAGUUGAAGCGUUGGAACUGGUAGACAAUUCUAAUAUAAACCCCAUUCAGAUGAAGAAUAUAACUAAUGCAAAGGAAGAAGCAGGACGUUCAGACGAUACUUAUCCCGUCUGUCAUUUAGCUUUAGAAGAUAAUAUCCGUAUCUCCGAGCAUUAUACUUGCAUCUGUCCUUUAUAUUCAGAUAAUAAUGACAGAACCACUGCCGCCCCUUCAUUUGCUCUCCAUGAAAGUUGUCGUUGCAUUCAUACAUCUGAUCAAAGUAAUUUUUCUUUCGAAAAUAAUGAUGACGCGCAUAACAGUAAUGUGUAUGAGCAAAUAUAUGAUUUAACGAAUGAACCAUGCGGGUAUACAAACGAUUUACCGCAAUUCAUUAAAAAAGACAACGCGAAGGUUGAAUAUCCAAAACCAUAUCAACCUCUGCAAGGAAAUUGUAACCAAGCACCGAAAACUGAUGCGGACACUUUUCCUCUUCAAACCUGGACUAUGAAAUCAAAAUCUUCUUCGGAAAAAAUAAAAGAAAACCAUGAAAAAGAACAUUAUAUAAACGGGAACAUAAAGUUUUCUUAUGAAGAUGAACAACGUUAUGAAAAUCAGGACGACAUUACCCAUUCUAGGACUGUGAAAUCAACAUCUUCGUCGGACAAGGAGGAAAGUAACAAUGAUCAAGAAAAUAAUAUACACGCGAAUACGAAGUUUUCAUGUGCAGAUGAACAUCUAUAUAAAAAUCAGGACAACAUCACCCAUUCUUGGACUUUGAAAAAAACAUCUUCGUCACACGGACAGGAAGAAACAAAUGACCAAGAAUUAUAUAUAAAUGGGAACAUAAAGUUCUCAUGUACAGAUGAACAUGUAUAUCAAAAUGAGGACAGCACCCCUAAUUCUUGGACUGUGAAAACCGCAUCUUCAUUGGACAACAAGGAAGAAAAUAAUGAUCAAGAAAUUUAUAUAAACGAUAACAUGAAUUUCUUUGAUGAAGACGAACGACUUUAUGAAAAUCCGAACAACAUCACACAUUUUCAUCUGCAACUCUUAUCAUCUGAAGAAAAUUCUACAAAUAAAGAUGAAACAAUCUGCUAACAGAAAAUCUAAUAAAGGUGCUGAAAAAAAAAAUUGGAGGUAGAAACGUUACCAUUAACUUCAUGAUCAUCCAUACUCAUCAUAACGAUGCUUUUAUUCAAAUAUUUAUACUAGUUCUGACGUAGAAAUCAUUUUUAUUAUGUAUACAUAUAUAUACAUACUUAAUGUUGAUACUGGUUAUGGGGUUUCGUUGUAUUGACAUUUUUCAUAUUUGUUUUUCUUAAUUUCACUUUUUUUUAUUCACACUCAUUCAGACUUGUUUUUGUCACGUUUUUUACAUUUCAAAGCUGAAGACUUUUGGACAUUUAUUAUUGAGACAUUUGUUGGUUCUUUGUGUGUA
Messenger RNA from Mytilus trossulus (common blue mussel), 3966 nucleotides. Its product is annotated as neuroglian-like. Lineage: Eukaryota; Metazoa; Mollusca; Bivalvia; Mytilida; Mytilidae. The coding region runs from base 91 to 1611 and encodes 506 amino acids. The record is from RefSeq and is a predicted model, not a curated record. Gene Ontology annotation, cellular component: axon; neuronal cell body; plasma membrane. The transcript has 12 exons. Gene Ontology annotation, biological process: homophilic cell-cell adhesion; synapse organization. Gene Ontology annotation, molecular function: axon guidance receptor activity.